CCGCUGGUGCUGUCUCAGGAGCCGUGGUGCUGAAAGUGCGCUGCUGUCAUGUGGUCGGUUUUGUUCUUGUUCCUGUUUUACUUAGACGGAAACUUUGCCAAAGCCGAACUUUCCGCUUUAGACUCGGAAAAAGAGAGCAAUGUUUCAUAUUUUCUGCUCAAUACGACCUCAUGUGCGGGCUCUUCGGCGUGUCCUGUAGGACUGAGUUCUCAGAAAGCCAGCGAUGCGAAGUCAAAGACUGUAGGACAAGCGACUGGGGACAAAAUGCACCCUGCAAGUGACAUUCACACUUUGCAGAGAUCCAAACGGGGCUUUACUUAUCCUGGAACUUUGUGGUGUGGAGCAGGAAACAUCGCCGAUAACUACGAUCAAUUAGGGGAGUUUGCUGAGACAGACGAAUGCUGCCGUACACAUGACCAAUGUCCCCAUGUCAUCCAUGCCUUUUCUUCGAAAUAUGGCUUCACCAACUUCAAGUGGCAUUCUAUUUCACAUUGUGACUGCGACAAUGCAAUGAAGCAGUGUCUAAGGACUGUUAAUGACACUUCCUCACGGGUGGUUGGCCAGGCUUUUUUUAACGUGAUUGAAGUUCCUUGUUUUGAAUUUUCCCUUGAGGAGCAGUGUGUUGAGCGGCACUGGUAUGGAUUGUGUAAGAGGUAUGACAAAGUGCCUGUUGCAGUAAUUAGAGAGUCAGUCGCCUAUGAUUUUGGCGGCAUUGAAGUUAUCGAUGUGCUGACCAGAGCACCUUCUAAAAUAAAAUUAUCUGAAACAGACAAAGGUAAGAAAGAAGAAAUAAACAGCUCAGAAAGCACCACACAGUCAAGUGCCUCAGGAUCCAAAAACUCUGCCCCAGAAGAGCCUUCACUUACAAAUGUUGUCACAACAGCGGAGGACUUUAUUAAAAUACUUGCUACAGUUUCUACUUCACAGAGCUCAUCUACUGAUGGUGGAAACACAGGUGACACACAAGUCUCAGACAAGAAGAAGAAGAAGAAGAAUGCAGACAAAAAGAAAAAAGACUCAAAAAAGAGACAAGGAAAGGGGAAGGGGAAAAGGAGGAAACAGAUUACAGACAUAGUAUCAAAAGCUAAUGGGAGUGUCACUGGGGCUCCAUCUGUUAAUAGAGCAGAGGAUGUGAUCAAGAAGAAUAAUUUUGUCGAAGACACUGGGAUUUUUGACUCGGCUAACAAGAAUGACAACCUAAUGAACAGUCAAUUCGGUUCUGUGGGAGACAUUGAGCACUCCAAUAAGAUGAUGAGAGAUGAGCAUCAGAGGACACCUGUUGAAAGACAAGUGGACACCAUGAUUGCACCAGAUGCAAAGCAAGAGGCCAAAAUGCUAGAACCACAAAAGCAAAUCAAACAUAUGGAAUUUGUUCAACUGUUCUCAACAGAAUCAUCGACUAUCACCAGCAAACCUACAACUGCUAUACCAAGACAAAGAGUGGCAAAACAUCCAACUCCAACUUUGCUCUCUGUAAAAGGCACAAUACACAAUAUGAUUGCAGAUAACACCAAAGUAAGUACAACUAAAAGCACUAGCUUAGCUGGUCUGACAACACACACUAACAUCAGUCUACCAGGGGAGGAGGCACCACACAAUGUUGAGUCCCAGCAUGAAAAAGGAUCUGCGUUUAAUGCCACCACACAGAAUACACCCAUUGUUGGAACCAAAAAGCUGAGGUUGAGGCAAAAAGGGGGGAGGAGGAAAAGUCGGAAGCUGUAUAGCCCUUCCUCCCCCACAGACUUAAAAACAGAAGAUCCAAAAGUUCUCCCAAAUGACACAACUCAGGAGCUGACUGUUGAUCUAUUCCCAGAACCGGCAUCACAGAGGCUACAGACUAAUGAACCAAAAGACAUUACAGAAAAACCUACAGCAGGUUUGUCUGGUGAAAAUCAACUUAAAACAUUAAAGGGCAUUAGGAUCAGAAAGAGAGCUAGACAACCAAAACCCAUGUCAUCCAUUCUGGAGGAUGCCAAUAAGGCUAGGCAUGAAACCAUAGCAAUCCUUGUUACCAAUUCCUCAACGGGUUCAGCUUUUACUGAUCUGGCUGGUCUGACAAAGGAUGCUGGGAGAAGCACUGUGCAGCUUUUAUCUUCUACACUACAGACUAUCACUCCAUCUAUGCCACCUCUCAAAACCCGAACAUCCAAGAGAAGAAGAUCAAAGGAGAUGGAUGACAAAAAUAGAAGAAAAAACAAAGGCACAAAAACCUUGGUUUAAAUACCUGGAACAAAAUCAGUGGGAUGGUUUCUUAUUAGUUAGCCUGUGUCUUCAUUAUCAAAUUUGUUGGUACAAUAAGAAGGAUUCAAAGCAUACACUUUUGUAAAACUCAGUGAUGGCUAAAGCCUAUAUUCAACGCUGUCAUUAAAUAAAGUUCGAAAAACUCAA
This is a messenger RNA of Silurus meridionalis, 2388 nucleotides long. RefSeq names its product protein interacting with cyclin A1 (gene proca1). Lineage: Eukaryota; Metazoa; Chordata; Actinopteri; Siluriformes; Siluridae. Bases 49 to 2220 code for a protein of 723 amino acids. Gene Ontology annotation, molecular function: A2-type glycerophospholipase activity. The record is from RefSeq and is a predicted model, not a curated record. Gene Ontology annotation, biological process: phospholipid metabolic process; arachidonate secretion. The transcript is spliced from 4 exons.